Molecule: messenger RNA, 1958 nt
Organism: Psammomys obesus (fat sand rat)
Lineage: Eukaryota; Metazoa; Chordata; Mammalia; Rodentia; Muridae
Gene: Sele
Product: selectin E
Exons: 13
Coding region: 99-1958 (619 amino acids)
Biological process (GO): heterophilic cell-cell adhesion; response to cytokine; leukocyte tethering or rolling
Cellular component (GO): membrane; external side of plasma membrane
Molecular function (GO): calcium ion binding; sialic acid binding; oligosaccharide binding
Source: RefSeq, a predicted model, not a curated record
GCGAGAAGAGAAAGACAGAAGUAGGAGCAGUGCCUCUGAGGAUUCCAACGCUCAAACAACCAUUGCAGAAUAAAAAGCAUCACCGGUCUAAUCUCCGGAUGACAGGAGCUGCUGGAGCCAUGACUGCCUCACGCUCUCUCGCCACUCUCACUUUUGUGCUUCUCGUUGGAAAGAGCAUAGCUUGGUAUUACAACACCUCCACUGAACCCAUGACGUAUGAUGAAGCCAGUGCUUACUGUCAACAGAAGUACACACAUCUGGUGGCCAUCCAGAACAAGGAAGAGAUCAACUACCUGAACUCCACCCUGAGAUAUUCACCAAAUUAUUAUUGGAUUGGAAUCAGAAAAGUCAAUAACGUAUGGAUCUGGGUGGGGACCCAGAAGCCUCUGACCGAGGAAGCUAAGAACUGGGCUCCAGGUGAGCCAAACAACAAGCAAAGAAACGAGGACUGUGUAGAAAUCUACAUCCAAAGACCCAAAGAUUCGGGCAUGUGGAAUGACGAGAGAUGUGACAAAAAGAAGCUGGCUCUGUGCUACACAGCUUCCUGUGCCCGUGAAUCCUGCAGUGGUCACGGCGAGUGCGUGGAGACCAUCAAUAGUUACAUCUGCAAGUGCCACCCGGGCUUCCUUGGACCCAACUGUGAGCAAGUUGUGACCUGCAAACGACAGGACAAUCCUGACCACGGAAGCAUGAACUGCACUCAUCCUUUUGGCCUCUUCAGCUAUAAUUCCUCCUGCUCUUUCAGCUGUAAUAGGGGCUACCUGCCCAGCAGCAUGGAAACGACCACGUGGUGUAUGUCCUCUGGAGAAUGGAGCGUGCCAGCCCCAGCCUGCCACGUGGUUGAAUGUGAAGCUUUGACAAACCCUGCCAAUGGUUUCAGAAAAUGUUCCUCAAAUCCUGGGAGCUUCCCCUGGAACACGACCUGUACAUUUGACUGUGAGGAAGGGUACAGACGAGUUGGAGCUCAGAAUCUACAAUGUACCUCAUCCGGGAUCUGGGACAAUGAGAAGCCAUCAUGCAAAGCUGUGACCUGUGAUGCCAUCCCUCAGCCUCAGAAUGGCGCCGUGAGCUGCAGCAGCUCAACAGCUGGAGAGCUGGCCUUUAAGUCAUCCUGCAACUUCACUUGCGAGCACAGUUUCAUGCUGCAAGGGCCAGCCCAGGUUGAAUGCAACGCACAAGGGCAGUGGAUACCACAGAUUCCAGUUUGUAAAGCUUUCCAGUGCGAAGCCUUAUCCAAGCCACGGUGGGGCCACAUGAAAUGUCUCCCCAGCCCUUCUGAAGCGUUCCAAAGUGGAUCCAGUUGUGAGUUCUCCUGCGAACGAGGAUUUGAAUUGAAGGGAUCAAAAAGGCUUCAGUGUGGCCCAAGAGGGGAGUGGGACAGCAAAAAGCCCACAUGUUCAGCUGUGAGAUGUGAAGCUGUCCCUCAACCUCAGAAUGGCUCCAUGGAGUGUGCCCAUGCGGCAACUGGAAAAUUCACCUACAAGUCUUCGUGUGCCUUUCAGUGCAACGAGGGCUUUGAAUUACAAGGAUCAGCUCAACUGGAGUGCACAUCCCAGGGAGAGUGGAGCGAAGGAGUCCCCUCCUGCCGAGCGGUCCAAUGCUCCAGCCUCGAUGUCCCAGGAAAGAUAAACGUGAGCUGCAGUGGCGCAGCGGUCUUCGGCACGGUGUGUGAAUUUACGUGUCCUGAUGGAUGGGCACUCAACGGAUCUUCAGUUCUGACAUGUGGUGCCACAGGACGCUGGUCCGGGACGAUGCCUACCUGUGAAGCCCCCACCAACCCCACCCGUCCCUUGGUAGUUGCACUUUCUGCGGCGGGGACCUCGCUCCUGGCAUCGUCCUCAUUUCUCUACUUGUUGCUGAGAUACUUCCGGAAGAAAGCAAAGAAGUUUGUCCCUGCUAGCAGCUGCCAAAGCCUCCAAUCUUUUGGAAACUAUCAAGCACCUUCUUAUAGCAUCUAA